Messenger RNA from Rotaria sordida, 546 nucleotides. The record is from the annotation of a GenBank genome assembly. NCBI's taxonomy places the organism in Eukaryota, Metazoa, Rotifera, Eurotatoria, Philodinida, Philodinidae.
AUGAUUGCCCCAAAUUUAUUGUUAAAUCCUGGUGCCGAAGAACGAUCUAUCGCUGGUUGGCGUCAAACGGGUCCUGCAACCGCCAUUGUUGAUUCAAAUGGAGCAUUCAAUAGCAAUUAUUAUCCACAUAGUGGAUCCUAUUGUUUUGCUGGCGGAAAAGGAGUAGAUGAUUCAUCAUCAGGAUUAGUUCAAAAUGUUAAACUUCUAGGUGGUAUUCAAGAUUUCACGGAAAGUCAACUUGACACACGUUCUUUCAUGGCGGAACUACAUUUUUAUUAUCAAACUUGGGACAGUUUUUUUAUGCGUCAUGAUCAAGUAGAAGUUAGUUUGACAUUUCGAUCAGCUUCGUCUUCAAUAUUGAACAUAGUAACGACAGGAGAACUUGCUUGCAAGACAUCAAACCCAGGAUGGUGUCGUUAUAUGAAGGGAUUUCCAACACCAAGGGGUACACGAAGUAUUGACUAUUCAAUCAAAUUCAUUCGAAGAGACGUGGUGGGCACAACUAUCGACUCUUAUGUUGAUGAUAACUCAUUGAGAAUUAUAUAA